AUGGUCGACGCCGACUUCAACAUCUUUGCAGGUCACUAUGGGCAGCUCUCCGCCUCCCAGGAAGCUGCGCUUGUCUCUUUCAAGAAACUGCUUGAGGACGCCAAAUUCUAUGACCCAGAGAAUCCCGGACGGCUCGAUGACCCCACCCUCUUACGGUUUCUACGCGCCCGGAGCUGGGACCCGCCUGCGGCACUAAAGCAGUACUCCGACUCUAUGGAGUGGAGGCAGAAAAACGACGUGGACAACUUGUACGUGACAUUCGAUGCGGAUGAGCUGGAGAAUACCCGAAGGUUUUAUCCCCGAUGGACGGGGAGAAGGGACAAGAACGGAAUGCCAAUAUACGUCUACCGUAUCGCAUCGUUAGACUCGGCACUCCAAAAAGAGCUUCAUGCAGUACCACCCGAGCGGAGAUUCCAACGAAUCAUCGCACUAUACGAAUACAUGUUGCGCUUCUCCCUUCCGCUAUGCACCCACCUGCCACACUCAACUUCAACGCCAAUAACCUGCGUCAUGACUAUCAUCGACCUCGAAGGCGUUUCCAUCGGCUCCAUGUGGACACUGCGCUCACAUCUUUCCGAGUCGGCCAAGCUCGCGACAGCAAACUACCCCGAGACGCUAAGCACCAUUGCCAUUAUAAAUGCACCGUCGUUCUUCCCCACCAUUUGGGGCUGGAUAAAGGGCUGGUUUGAUCCGGGGACGAGGAACAAGAUACACAUUUUGGGCAAAAACCCGGGGGAGGACCUUUUGAAACUGAUAGACGCGGAGAAUCUGCCAAAGCAAUAUGGCGGGACAUUAGAAUGGGAGUACAAGUCAGAGCCGAGCUUGGAUCAGCCCACGAAAGACGCAGUGGGGGCAGAGGAGUUGCCAAAGGGUCCGCAUGUAUUCGAAGAUGGUAAAGUAGGCAAACCGUGA
Molecule: messenger RNA, 912 nt
Organism: Mycena indigotica
Lineage: Eukaryota; Fungi; Basidiomycota; Agaricomycetes; Agaricales; Mycenaceae
Product: Sec14 cytosolic factor
Exons: 4
Coding region: 1-912 (303 amino acids)
Source: RefSeq, a predicted model, not a curated record